AUGGAUCGUGUAAAAGAAUAUAUACAUCGAAAAUCGAGCGUAAGAGGUACCGUUCCUUGUCACCAGGUCCGCCAAGUCCACCAUCGAGAGAAAAGAGAUAUUGGGAAUGUCCAGGCAUGCAAGAGACACGCAUUUUCUCAAACAUCGUUUAGUACAUCUUCUAAACUUCGCUACAUGCCUCGUAUCUUGAUGAGGAAAUAUGUGUUGACAUCGACAGCGUACAAGUUCCUGGACAUUGGGAUCGUUAUGGGAUCUAUAUCUCAUGUGCAAAUUGUGAUUGGCAAUAAUCAAGACAAUCGCAUGUUUAUACCUUAUGCUACGUGGAAGACAUUUAUCGAGAGGCUUGCAGAUAUCGAGCGAUUAAUGCAGUCAACAGUCCCAUCAUCAUUACCGAUUCAAGAUCUAAAUGUGGAAGAUCUAUGUUAAAAUAUAUAUGAUACGAAUAACGUGAAAUUAAUAUUAAAUGGCACAUGUUUGUACAUAAAACCAACAACUGUGCUUUUCUUAUUUGAGCUUGAGCAAUGUAUUGAACAUGUAUUCUGA
This is a messenger RNA of Trachymyrmex septentrionalis, 543 nucleotides long. RefSeq lists its product as uncharacterized. Lineage: Eukaryota; Metazoa; Arthropoda; Insecta; Hymenoptera; Formicidae. The record is from RefSeq and is a predicted model, not a curated record.